UUCUCUUUCUCUAUCUUUCCCACACCCUCGAAAAGCUUCUUUCACUCCCCCCUCGUUCACCACUCUCACUUUCCGAUGCCUGCUGAGAAAAAGAUGAUAAACGUAGUCUCUUCUGUCAAGCAUAGUUCUGAUGCGUUCCAGGACUUGAGGGCUUGUGAUGUUUGUGGCAAGAAGACGAAGAACCUGAACCGGCACCUCCUCAUCCAUAUUGACUAUGAUUAUGAUGAUCGACGAUGAGUCUCGUUCAUAUUUCGAGCCAUCAAUGGUAAGUGGACGCACCAGGCACGAAUGCCCUUGGAAAGGCUGCGACGUUAGGACGACCCAGGCGGCAGGGAUGAAGGUCCACAUCAACACGAUACAGUGCCGUUGGGGAAUGGAUCUAUUGGGGGAUUUUAUGCGCAUUGCUAUAACUACGCGCCAGCCGCCUACAACUACGGGGCUCCCUACGAGGUUGUGCCCAGGGCGUUCGCAGGGGA
Messenger RNA from Guyanagaster necrorhizus, 476 nucleotides. RefSeq lists its product as uncharacterized. The coding region runs from base 76 to 237 and encodes 53 amino acids. NCBI's taxonomy places the organism in Eukaryota, Fungi, Basidiomycota, Agaricomycetes, Agaricales, Physalacriaceae. The transcript has 2 exons. The record is from RefSeq and is a predicted model, not a curated record.